AGUCAGGAUCAGCAUCAUAAUGGAUCUUAAUUGAAGCAAUAAAAGGGUAAAAUGAUGAAGAGAUUGGCUUUUAAUUGCUCUCUUUCUACUAAAGCCCUCCUGGGUGAGUUGGUAUGAAGGCAGUACUUCAAUAAAAGAUUAACAUAGAUCAUUAAAAUUGACCGCCUCAGAGUGAAGUGUGUGUGGUAGAGUAAGAGCUCAUUUCACACAAAACCACAUACUUUUAACGCGAUCUGACCAGGGGAAACAUCCCGACCACUGCCAGGUUUCAGUGUUGCGAUCUCUCUCUUUUUCUCUCUUGGAUUUGUUCAUCUCUUGUCACUCUCCCGUUGUCUUUUUGCCUUACUGCUCCUAUCUGAUCUCUAUACUUUUCUUCCUUUCUCCAGUGAUGUCGUCUCUUCUGAGGGAGGAGAUGCAGAGAGUUUUAUUCCGACCUGAUAAACAGAGAUUGAUUGAGUUUAUUGAGAUUGAAGAGCCGACACACGGAAAACAUUUUAUCUGUGUCUCAGUUUCAAAAAGCAAAGUGGUGCAGUUAUCUAUAGUCCGAUGUCAGAUAUCUCAGACGUCCCUAAAGGCUGGAUCCAAGAAGUCCCACACCAAACGCUCCAGCAUACAGGAGUGUUACAGGAGGACGGAGGUCUGGUCCCUGCAAGACCUGACUCUUGUUGACGGACGGGACCCUGAUGUGGAUGACCCCUGUUUCCUGCUGCACUUUGACAAUGUGCGUACAGUGACGGCCAUCAGCUGCUCAGCCAAAUACACAUUUGUGCGUGCCCUGGUUGCUCUCAGCGACAAGCACUGUCAGAUGUCACUGAACCUGCGGAACUUUGACUGGGCCUACAUCAAGCCCACUUCCUUUUACUCUAAUAGAGGAGACUGUGUUGUUCUUUCACAGAUAUGCUUCUAUGCAUUCAACUUGGUAUGUCUGUCCAUGUGUCCUGUGCCUCUGGAUGCAUAAUGGAAUGACACAAUGAUUGUGUGUGUGUGUGUGUGUGUGUGUGUGUGUGUGUGUGUGUGUGUGUUGGAAAACUGUAGCAGGUUUACUGUUAACUUGUGUGAUGAGGUGUGAAAAUAGUGUAGGCGUGUGGCUUCUGUUACACUAAUAGGGCUUAUUCACCAUGAAAUGUCUUUUGCAUUAAUACUCUGCUGAAUGUAUCUUCAUGGCAAAUGCAAGUUUUAAGCAGCUUGGUAUUUGUUAACUGUAUAAUCUACUUUUGUGAUAUUUUAAUGGCUUAUUCCUGAAAGUAUUCUAUCCUGUGUGCUAUUGUAAAAAUGUGAAUUUCAAA
Sander lucioperca (pikeperch) is the source of this 1286-nucleotide messenger RNA. RefSeq lists its product as uncharacterized. Bases 389 to 958 code for a protein of 189 amino acids. NCBI's taxonomy places the organism in Eukaryota, Metazoa, Chordata, Actinopteri, Perciformes, Percidae. The transcript has 3 exons. The record is from RefSeq and is a predicted model, not a curated record.